CGUGCACUCUCGCAGCAUGAAGAUAUCCGAGGGUAUCCGACUAUCUUUGUUUGGGACGUAAAAUUUGGGGAAGAACGAGGCGUGAAGGGAAUUACCAGUGCGUGCAGCAUUGAGUUCCUUCAUGCAGUAAUGACAUUACACUGCAGCAGUACAGACUACAGUAUCUAGGAUGUAACUUCAGGAGUUCAAGUGAGCACUCAACACCAAAUUCUGUGACGUAGGCCAAGUUGCUAGUAGGAAUGGCGUUGGGUCAGUGUAAAGUGCGCUUCAACAUGAUUGUCGCUGCAGAUGAGAAGUUAGGUAUUGGGAAGAACUUGCUUCUGCCUUGGAAUUUACCGACGGACAGAACAUUUUAUUUGAAUUGUGUUAACAAAGUUAGUCCCAACAAAAAGAAUGCAAUGAUCGUGGGUCGACUGACGGAAUCUAUUUCAAAACAAGAGAGAAAACCCCACAAGCUGUUCUUUGUGCUCAGCAAAACAUUAAAAGAGCUGCCCCCAAAAGCAGACUAUUUAUGCCGAAGUCUUGAGGAGGCACUGUCCAUUAUUGAAGGUCCUGAACUCAGAGAUGUUGUGGAGAAUGUCUGGAUAAUUGGAGGGUAUGGGGCGUACAAGGCAGGGUUAGAGUCUCCUCAAUGUCAUCGUUACUACAUUACAAGAGUCUACGGUGACUUUCAGUGUGAUGCAUUCUGUCCUGAUGUGGAUUUGACCAAAUUCAAGCUUGUCAGUGAUCCACAUAUCCACACUGAGGAACAGGAAGAGAAUGGUAUCAAGUUCAAAUUUGAAAUCAAAAUGCAGAAUAUUCAGCAAAUGGCUGUCCAGAAAAAUUAUAAUUUGAUCGUUGCUGCGUGCAGGUGUAAGGAUUCUUUGGGAAUAGGAAUUAAUGGUACAAUCCCAUGGAGAUUGCGGACUGAUUUGAAGUUCUUCAGUGCCCAAACUUCAAAAACAACUGAGAGUGACAAAAAGAAUGCUGUCAUUAUGGGUCGUAAAACAUGGCUGUCUAUCCCAGGAAAGUUCCGACCACUUCCUAACAGAGUUAACGUUGUCCUCAGCAAAACACUAAGUGAAUGCCCAGCAGAUGCUGAUCAUCUUUGCCACAGCCUUGAUCAAGCUAUCAACCUUCUUUCUGAGCCUCCCAUUGCCAAUGGCAUUGAUGCUAUUUGGAUUAUUGGUGGAAGCUCUGUUUACAAGGAAGCCAUGGAGUCAAGCCUGUGUCAUCGUAUCUAUCUGACACGCAUCCAUGCAGAGUUUGAGUGUGAUACGUUCAUCUCAGAGAUUGACACCUCCAAAUUUCAACAAGUCCAUGAUCCAGAAGUAAACAGUGAACGACAGAAAGAAAACAACAUUGAAUUCAACUUUGAAAUUUACCAGAAUGUUCAACACACAUCAACCUUAUGAAUGCAUCUCGCUGUAAGAUUGAAAUCAGGUCUGAGACAUUGUCUUUAUUCACAUAGAAUUUUGACCUGUGCUUUUCUAGGAAAUAAGAUGCAUUCAUAUAUCCUCCCCCAAAUUACAUAGAAAGCAAAGCAGAUAAUACAGUGGAAGACCUUGCGACAUUGCUUUCCUAUUAUUUACACUUACCCAAGUAAAAAAGCUGAAAUAUGUAGGAUUGAGUCAAUUCGAAUAAUUCAAAUAUAGUUCAAAUAUUUAACUUUCAAUGUUCAAUCUUCCCGACCGGAGGUUGUUGAUGAUAGAGUUGCAGAAUGAGGUCAUGUAAGAUGCUAUAGCAAUUUGUUUCCAAUAUGAAGACACGUCCAGCAUGCGUCAAGGGGUUUUGGCUCCUAAUCUAAAGAUUUGGCUCAUUGUUAUAUGGCUCUGCAUGGUGUAGCGAACACAUUUCAAGCCCAAUUGAAAACAGUUUAAACUCAAAGUUCAGUGCUUAGUAACAUGCAAGCCUACAUUACAGGUGUUUUUCAGACAAAUAAUAAAUUAUUGUCUUGACCUUA
Molecule: messenger RNA, 1942 nt
Organism: Acanthaster planci (crown-of-thorns starfish)
Lineage: Eukaryota; Metazoa; Echinodermata; Asteroidea; Valvatida; Acanthasteridae
Product: dihydrofolate reductase-like
Biological process (GO): folic acid metabolic process; dihydrofolate metabolic process; tetrahydrofolate biosynthetic process
Cellular component (GO): mitochondrion
Molecular function (GO): NADP binding; dihydrofolate reductase activity
Source: RefSeq, a predicted model, not a curated record